UGUGGUUAAUGGAUUUGUUUCACAAUGAUCGUGCUGGUGGAGACAUUGAAAGAUAAGAAAAAAGGGAGAAAACAAAGGAGAGAGUGAAUGCAUGAAUAUUUUUUCAACUAUUGAAAGUACAUACUUUAAAUCUUCUUCUAAAAUAAGUCUGAAUAAUAAGGUAACAUUUGUGGCCAUGAUGAUAUACUUGUUUUACAGGUUCUGUUAUAGUUCAGAGGGGAAAAGUUUUAGAAAGAGAGAAGCCUCAGAAAAACUUUCUGUUGCCUGGGUGUAGGCCAAGUCACAUGGAUUGGGUGUGGGGAGUUUCAGUGUUGCAGAACAGACCAGGAAGCUCACUGAGGAUUAUCCUGAGUUGUGUUAACAAACUGACAAAAGAGAACACGGGAUUUUUAUUCAAAAUGGAUUGGUUAAACGUCUUUAAAGAUUUUUUCAGAAUUGGAAAAGUGAAAAGAAAACAUAGUGUGCCAGAUUCUGCAUCUCCUGCUGAUGAUAGCUUUGUUGACCCAGGGGAACGUCUCUAUGACCUCAACAUGCCUGCUUAUGUGAAAUUUAACUACAUGGCAGAGAGAGAGGAUGAGCUAUCAUUGAUAAAAGGGACAAAGGUGAUCGUCAUGGAGAAAUGCAGUGAUGGGUGGUGGCGGGGUAGCUACAAUGGACAAGUUGGAUGGUUCCCUUCAAACUAUGUAACUGAGGAAGGUGACAGUCCUUUGGGUGAUCAUGUGGGUUCUCUGUCAGAGAAAUUAGCAGCAGUUGUCAAUAACCUAAAUACCGGGCAAGUGUUGCAUGUUGUACAGGCUCUUUACCCAUUCAGUUCGUCCAAUGAUGAAGAACUUAAUUUUGAGAAAGGAGAUGUAAUGGAUGUUAUUGAAAAGCCUGAAAAUGAUCCCGAAUGGUGGAAAUGCAGGAAGAUCAAUGGAACGGUUGGUUUGGUGCCAAAAAACUAUGUUACCAUUAUGCAGAAUAAUCCAUUAACCUCAGGUUUGGAACCAUCACCUCCGCAGUGUGAUUACAUUAGGCCGUCACUCACUGGAAAGUUUGCUGGCAAUCCAUGGUAUUAUGGGAAAGUCACCAGGCAUCAAGCAGAAAUGGCAUUAAAUGAAAGAGGGCAUGAAGGUGAUUUCCUCAUUCGUGAUAGUGAAUCUUCGCCAAAUGAUUUCUCUGUAUCACUAAAAGCACAAGGGAAAAACAAGCAUUUUAAAGUGCAACUAAAAGAGACUGUCUACUGCAUUGGGCAACGUAAAUUCAGCACCAUGGAAGAACUUGUAGAACAUUACAAAAAGGCACCAAUUUUUACAAGUGAACAAGGAGAAAAACUGUAUCUUAUCAAGCAUUUGUCAUGAUAAUGCUGACCAGAAGUGACUGCUACACAGCUAUAAUUUGUCAUGUAAUUGAAGACUGAGAAAAUGUCAGUCCAGUCAUGUUUGAUUGGAAAUCACUUUCUGACCCUACAUGAGAAUUGACUAUAAUACAUAAAUAUUUUUAUUAUAACUCAGCCCAUACAUAUAUACUACAUAUGCAAAGCAUCUGCACAAAGCAGAUCCUUAUCCUUGGUCUUCUGUUUUAUUGUUCUCUUUUCCUCUUUGCUUCUAAUAGUAAGAUUUUAUAUUUUGAAAAAAUGAUGCAGAUCAAAAGUCUUUACAUGGAAGAAUUUAUUGGUUUAUUUUUAUUUCCUUGUAAGGGCACCAUAUUAGUCACUUCUGCCAAAGUUUCUCUUCAUAUAAAAUUAUUAUAUCAGUAUAUGGCAUAUACUAAAAUAAAUUUCUUGGACAAUGUUCUUUUCUGUGACUAAAUAGCAAUAAUAAAUGGAAAAUUAGAAAUUAUUUUCAGGUAUUUGUUGCAAGCCAUUGUAAAUAUCAAAUGUUGUGUCUGCCAUUUUAAAAAAUUUAUUGUCUUCAUUGUAAAGCAAAACAAAUGGGACAUGCGUUUGAAAACGUAUCUUUUACACUUCUAAUUUACAGCUGUUGGAAACAAAAA
Ailuropoda melanoleuca (giant panda) is the source of this 1974-nucleotide messenger RNA. It is a transcript of the gene NCK1, whose product is annotated as NCK adaptor protein 1. The record is from RefSeq and is a predicted model, not a curated record. NCBI's taxonomy places the organism in Eukaryota, Metazoa, Chordata, Mammalia, Carnivora, Ursidae. Gene Ontology annotation, biological process: negative regulation of endoplasmic reticulum stress-induced eIF2 alpha phosphorylation; ephrin receptor signaling pathway; positive regulation of translation in response to endoplasmic reticulum stress. Gene Ontology annotation, molecular function: receptor tyrosine kinase binding; signaling adaptor activity; ephrin receptor binding. Gene Ontology annotation, cellular component: cytoplasm. The coding region runs from base 285 to 1340 and encodes 351 amino acids. The transcript has 3 exons.